UGCAAAAAACUGGGAAGAUCAUUUCGGGGAUCUUGGCUGUGGGGAUUGGAGUUGUAUUUGUGCAUAAAGCGAUCUCAGAGUUGUACUCGGGGAGGAAAAGAGGGAAGAAUGUGUAUUCUGAUGAGGAGAUUUUGGAGUCGAUUAGAAAAACAACGAAAAUAGAGAUUGAAGCAGAGGAAAAUGAGAGCCAGAUAGGAUACCAUACAGAAGAAGCUAUCGAGAAGUUUACUAAGCUCAUUCUCAUGGAGCUCAAAAGAGGUAUUUCAUAGAAUCACCAGAUCUAGAAUAUGGAGUUAUGUACCAACAUUACUCAAACUUAAUUUCCAAAUCUAUAACCCUUUAUGGAGAAGAUAGUGAUUUAGUCAAAGAAACCAUCAAAGAAGUUGUUUCAAGACUGGACUUGAAAGAAGCUAAUGUAGAAGAAAAAAUAAUUGAAAAAUAUGAAAUAAACACAGCUACUUUGACAUUCUUGCUCGAUACAGUAGAGCUCGAAGAAAUCGAGGAACUAAAAACUUGGAUGAAAGAGUCUAAAAUAAAAGUACUUCAAGGUGAAUUCCAAGUUUACCUUGAUAAAAGCCUUGUAGAAGUCAAUACAGACAAUACAAAAGUAACUAAUAAAAUCCCAAAAGAGCUUUAUUAUGAGCUCUUAUCUAAAAUCCUCUGCGAUCUCCGUCAUGAGGUUAAACUCAGAAAGGAAAAGUUCUAUGCUGAAGGUAAUACAGUAAUGACCACCAAGGACAGAGACCAGAUAUUAAACUCCAUCGAUGGCGUUCAAGUGAGAGAGAAUGUGUUUAAAGAAUUUGGAAUAAAAAGUAAUCUGCCUGCAGUAGAAGUACUCAAAAACUGCUUCGAUGCAUACUCAAUUGACUUGAACUUCAAAAUGAAAGUAACGACUCUUUCCCAAGAGCAUGAAAGAAAGGUAACACAGAUUCUCUCAACCAGGAACCAAGAGCCAAUGCUUGCUUAAUAAAGAAGGUUAUAAUUCAA
Molecule: messenger RNA, 987 nt
Organism: Moneuplotes crassus
Lineage: Eukaryota; Ciliophora; Spirotrichea; Euplotida; Euplotidae
Source: the annotation of a GenBank genome assembly